UAAAUGUGCAUUUUUUGUAUUUUAGGAAUAGCUAUUUUAUUAUGGUUGCUUCAUAUCUACAUGACUGGUGGAGUAUGCAAAAUAAAAAAGGAUCUCAGCGGAAAGGUUGUCUUCAUAACUGGGGCUAAUACUGGUAUUGGAAAGGAUACAGCACUUUAACUAGGGAAUAUGAAUGCCACUAUUGUAAUUGCUUGUAGAGACACAAUAAAAGGAUAAUUAGUCUUGGAUCAAUUAGUAUUUUAAUUAACUUAAAGGAUAGAAUAAAAUAACUCAAGCUUACUUGAUAAAAUUGGAUUUAUCCUGUCUCAAUUCUGUAAGAUAAUGUGUUGAAGAUUUCAAGAAGCUGAACAUCCCUUAAAUAGAUAUUCUGAUUAAUAAUGCAGGUGUCAUGGCUCCUUAGACUUAUAAAACUACUAAACAAUCAUAUGAACUUUAAUUUGGUACUAAUCACUUAGGACAUUUUCUAUUGACUGAGUUAUUGGUACUAAUAUAUGACUAGUUCAUUUUAGAUUCCCUAUUUGAAAGCUGCUGAAUAGAGCAGAGUAGUGAAUGUAUCGUCUUUGGCUCAUAGGCACUCUAAUUUAAAUUUUAAAGACAUCAAUUUAGCUCAAUAUGCCAAUUCUAAACUAUGGUCAAUUAAAUAUAGUCCAUUAGCCUACGGAAAUAGUAAAUUAUGCAACAUACUUCAUGCUAUGGAAAUAUCUAAGAGACAUGGAAUAAAAGCAUGGUAAGGUUAAAUUUAAUUUAGUUCCUUGCAUCCAGGAGCUGUUAGAACAGAAUUAAUGAGGGAGGUUGUUUAAAAUCCUAUAUUAAAUGUGGUAUUGAAAUUAAGUACUGUUUUUUAUUUUCUUUUGUCUAAAAGUAGCUUAUAGGGAGCUUAAACUACAUUACAAUGUGCACUAGAAGAUUACGAUAAAUUAGUUGAUGGGGGAUAUUAUUCAGAUUGCAAAUUGAAACAACCUCAAAAUACAAAUAAACAACUGGCUGAGAAACUGUGGGAAUUCUCAGCUGAAAAAUUGAGAUUCUAUCUGGAAAAGUGAGAAUGAGUAUAUAAUAAUAAAAAUAUUA
This is a messenger RNA of Paramecium octaurelia, 1068 nucleotides long. NCBI's taxonomy places the organism in Eukaryota, Ciliophora, Oligohymenophorea, Peniculida, Parameciidae. The record is from the annotation of a GenBank genome assembly.